AUGAGUUUUCCGAGUUUUUCGAGUUUUCCGUGGCCUCCAGCUUCGGCCGUCCCUGCCGGCUAUACGGUGGCGGCUUUGUUACUUUUGCCGCCGCCGCCACCACCACCAGCAGCAUCAUCAGAGCUGAACAAGUCCAGGCGGCACAGAGGCGGCCGCAGACGUCAACGGGCCGCCGGUGUUGUGCUUCAGAACAACGAGUGGCCCGACGAGCCGCCCGCCGAAAAUUAUUUCACGCCGGCGGCAGAUUGGAGCAAUGAAUGGGACGAGCCCGUCCCAGAGGCCACAGAGGCCACGGUGGCCACGGAGCAAGAAGAGGACUGGGACGUGCCCGUCCCAGAGGCCACGGAAGCCACGGAGCAAGAAGAGGACUGGGACGUGCCAGUUCCAGAGGCCACCGAGGCCUUGGUGGCCAUGGAGCAAGAAGACGGGUUGCUAGAAGACGAAGACUGGGACGAUGGGGUGCCACCCUGCCCUGCCUCAAAGGUUGGACUGGCUCGAAGGCAGGGAACGAGCCAGUCCAAGCUUUGA
Molecule: messenger RNA, 528 nt
Organism: Ceutorhynchus assimilis (cabbage seed weevil)
Lineage: Eukaryota; Metazoa; Arthropoda; Insecta; Coleoptera; Curculionidae
Source: the annotation of a GenBank genome assembly